This is a messenger RNA of Carica papaya (papaya), 2854 nucleotides long. The record is from RefSeq and is a predicted model, not a curated record. Lineage: Eukaryota; Viridiplantae; Streptophyta; Magnoliopsida; Brassicales; Caricaceae.
UGUCAUUGGGGGACGAAGGAACCGAAGUUCCGGCCGGCACUGGCGCAAAACGACGGCGGAAACAUCUAAAGAUUGAUUUUCCAGAUGGAGUAUGUGAUUCAGUUCUUCCUCGUUAAUGGUUCAGGUUGUGCUUGUUUCCAAAGGAAUCAAGAUCGAAAUAGACACCGACCUCCAAGAAAAUGGAAUCUUCUUCCACAUUCCGGUCCAGGGAUCACCUAAAGAUGGAGAACUCCAUAGAUUCUAGUGCUAGCUCCAGAAUUUCCUCCCCGUAUUUCUCACUCGAUGAUAAAGAGCUCGAAGUAGAGUCCAUGACCGGACAGGGGAUUGCGCAUCUCUGUUCAGAGCUUCUCGAACUUAAAGUAGCAUCAGAUGAAGAUUUCCAUAGGAAUAUCUUCUCGAACUAUUCUGCCUUUGUUAGGUUAUUCGCGCUCUUUUGAAGAUUUGGAUGUGUUUGGCAUUUCCUCUUAUGUAGCUGUUCUUUAGGUACUGAGAGCAAGAUAUUGGAGUUAUAAGAUUUGUUUUCCGAUUAAGAAUGAAGAUGAAAGAAUAUUUGAGGAAGCGAAACACAUGGAAGAUGAACUGAUGCAACUGAAAGUCCAACUUUCGACCCAAAAAGGGCUUGUUAAAGACCUAAUAGAUGGCAUAUAUUUAAAGGUUCUAUCAACGGAGAUGAUAGAUUCAAUUGUUAAUGAAGAGCCAGAAGAAUCUUCAUCUAGCGAGUUGGAAGUUCACAUAAAAAAUGUCUCAGAAACUCUGGAUAUUUUACUGUCAGAAAACAGAAUCAGUGAGGUAAUAGAUAUCUUAGUAAUGGAAGCUGAGAAUUUAGAGAGAGCAAAGCUAAAAGACUUUUUUUCUUCGAAUGUAUUGACUUUAUAUAACUCAGAAAUUUCUGAAAGAAAGGCAAUGGUUACCUCAAGGUUAAAAUUGGUUUCUGGAAACCCAAGAACAUCAGCACCAGAGCUUCAAAAGGCACUAAUAGGGUUACACAGACUUGAUGACAAUCAUCUUGCAACACAGUUAUUGCUAAAAUAUUACCAUUCACGGGUCAUGAAUGGAAUACAUAGACUGCAGUGUUCGAAGUCACUUUUACAUGGGCUGUACAUCAAAGAACUUUCAAGGUUUAUAUUCUCCAUGAUGUCUCAAGCAGCACAAAGUUUUGCAAUGGUAUAUGGAGAAACUUCUUAUACUUCAGAACUUAUUCAGUGGGCCUGUGAAGAAACUGAGGUAUUUGCUCUUUCUUUUAGUAAAUAUGUUAAGUCCAUUGCAGAAACAAGUGGGGGAUUGUCUACAGCGGUGGAAGGUGUGCAGUUUGCAUUGUCAUAUUGUUCUUUGUUAGAAGCCCAGGGACUAAUUUUGCAGCCAUGCUUGAUCAACCAGAUUCGUCCUUGUAUGGAAGAGGUUCUACAGACACAUAUAGAGCAUUUCAAGAAAGUUAUUGGCAGCUUUGCAACAGCUGAUGCUUGGGUUUUGGGUAGAUAUCUUAUGUUGAUAUCUUAUGUUGAUAUUGAGCAACAACCAGAGCAUUGCCUGCUCACUAAAAGUGGCCAAAAAUUUUUAACACUCUUGCAGGCUAUCACCGAAUGUACUACUCCUUUGCUUCUCCUUCAAAUGGAAGCUUCUAUCCUUGAGGAACUCACAAACCUCUUUAUGGAGUAUAUGCUCAUCCUUGAAAAGGCCCUUAUUUGUGAAAUCUACAUUGAAGAAAAAGGUGAUCCAAGAAUAAAUUUUGCCAGGUUACCAGAACAGCAGGUUUCUCUACUCGCAAAUCUGUCAACACUAGAACAGCUUUUUCCGUUCAUUGUUCAAGACCUUGUCAGGAAUUCAAAUUCUCAGCACCUUGAUAAUUGUAUACACCUUGUUAAAGAGUCUACUAGCCAGCUCAGAGCUCAUUUCUGUCAGCAGUUUAUUUGUCGAAUUAUGUCUCUUGAAUCUGGCUCUAGGCUUGCAUCAGAAACCCCCACUGAUACCGUCCAUAGAUUGCCUCACAAUGUGCGGCCAUCUGUCAUCUUUCAGGAAUUGUUUAUAGAAUUCAGAAAGUUAGAUAAAUUUGCUGAAGAAAAUACAUUGGAGAAGGAUUGGCUGAUGGAACUACUGAGAGAGUUGAUGGAGGCCACAUUUUCUUGGAUUUCAAGCAACAUAGAGCUUUGGGUAACUGGUAAAGAGAAUUUGACAGUCCAAGAUUCUGAGAGUUUCAAUCAGGAACAGUUUAUUGUGAAUGUGUAUUUUCUGGUGGAAAUUGCAAGAUAUGGAGGAUAUUUCUCCAACAGCCCCUUGGUUCUUUUGGAUCUUAUGACAUCAGCCCUUAGUUUGGCUGCAGUGGACCCUGAAAGCAGAGAUCUCUGUAAUUGUGAAUGGGCUAAAUCCAUUGCCAUUGAAACCAUUGAGAUGCUACUGAGGGAGAGAGAAAACUUGGUUUCAAAUGAAUGUAUUGACAAUUCUGAAGAGGAAGCACAUGAAAACCAAAUUGAGAGUCAAAAUGACUCUUCUUGUGAACGAGUUAGAAGUUCUUCGGAUGAUUCCAUGGCGUCAGACGCGGCUGAGGCCGUUACAGUUGCCAUCAAUACAGAAAUAUGGAAUGCAGGGGUCAGUGCUCAAGGAGAGUCAUCUGAAACUAUUAAAAAUGAUGACCUGAUUAACAAGGAGGUUGAUGUAUCUGAUGAUAAUUUGAUUGACAAGGUUGAUGAUGUUGGAAGGAAAAAAAUUCAAUCUGAUUCUUUACAAGAAAACCCUUUGGCACUGCAAGGUCUAGAUGAUGUUAUGAAAAAUAUUGACAAUGAUCAAAAGGAUGUGGAAGCUGUGAAGACUUGAAGAAACUCUGAAUAUUACAUGAAAUCAGAGAACGGGAGAUGGAAAA